Molecule: messenger RNA, 1515 nt
Organism: Spinacia oleracea (spinach)
Lineage: Eukaryota; Viridiplantae; Streptophyta; Magnoliopsida; Caryophyllales; Amaranthaceae
Exons: 7
Coding region: 1-1515 (504 amino acids)
Source: RefSeq, a predicted model, not a curated record
AUGGAUGAUGAUAUUAGAGCGGAAAAAUAUCCAAAGGUUUGCCCCAACCACCACUUACUCUUUGAUAUUGUCGAACAACACCAAACUGACCGUAAACCAAAUAUCCUUGAUAUGUUCGAUGUCGAACUUCGGCAGAAGUUUGGAGAUAACCCAAUUGUUGAAGAAGACGAGCACGGGUGUACGGGUGCAAAUAGCGUAGCCGCGAACGUUGAUUUGAUGGGUAUAAUAUGGUCUAAGAUGGAUCGACCAACAAGGUUGGAUUUGGCAUUUAUCAGACGUUACAGGGAUCAAUGUCCUCCUGUAUUCCACGUCCUACAAGGUUCAGAGAUGUAUGAAAAAGUAACAUUGGGAAUAGGGGUACUCAAACUAGUGAUGCAUAAUGGCUGGGAUAACGUCACUGCAGUUGGGAAAGAAUGUGCGGGACAACCGGUCGUGGACAAAACCUUAUUCUUCGAUAAUUUGGAGAAUUUGUUUAAACAAUCGGAGGCUGAACCCAUUAACAAUGAAGUGCAACAGGAAGACGUUUGGAAUGCAUUAGAUGAGUCUACAAAUAACAACCUGGUCGAGGGAAGUGAUGCUACGGGAUCACCAGCCCACACCAUAUCUACGGUACAAGGGAAGGAGGGGAAAGAAGAUCAUGGAAAUUCUGACAUAACACAAGGAACAACGACAUCAGAAGAGGAAGAGGAGAGGAAUAUGGAGUGUGAGGCUGAGGCUAAGAAGUUAGAGGAGGAAGCGGAGAUGAUUAGGGAGCGUGAGGCUGAGGCUAAUAAGUUAGAGGAGGAAGAGGAGAGGAAUAGGGAGCGUGAGGCUGAGGCUGAGAAGUUAGAGGAGGAAGAGGAGAGGAAUAGGGAGCGUGAGGCUGAGGCUAAGAAGUUAGAGGCGGAAGCGCAGAUGAUUAGGGAGCGUGAGGCUGAGGCUAAGAAGUUAGAGGCGGAAACGCAGAUGAUUAGGGAGCGUGAGGCUGAGGAGGACAUGGAUAAAAAGUUACAGGAGGAAGAGGAGAGGAAUAGGCAAUGUGAGGCUCAAGAGUUAGAGGAUAAGAAGUUACAGGAGGAAGAGGAAGAGGAGAGGAGUAGGCAGCGUGAGGCUCAAGAGUUAGAGGGAGAAAGGGAGAGGAAUAGGCAGCAUCAGGCUAAAGCAUUACAGGAGGAAGAGGAUAGAAAUAGACAGCAUGAGGCUGAAGAGUUAGAGGCGGAAAAAGAGAGGAAUAGGCAGCAUCAGGCUAAAGCAUUGGGGGAGGAACAUGAUAGGAAUAGACAGCGUGAGGCUGAAGAGUUAGUGGUGGAAGAGGAGGAGAGGGAUGGGAACAAUAAUGCACACAAUGAAGCACCAGUACAAUCAGUUGCUGAAGAAGAGGAAGGUACAGAUGAUGAAAGAACAGAUGAUAAUGAUGAACCCAGACAGGAAGUAAAUGAUGAUCGACAAGAGGAUGAUACAGGUGAUGAGAAUACAGAUGUUGAAGAACCAAGACAGGAAGUGGAUAGUGCUACAGGUCAUUACAUUCUUCAAUAG